ACAAUAAAGAGGACAAUCAGUAUGGAACCGUUAAGAACAGAUAUUAGUGACUGCUCAAUAAAUUCAAAGCAUGAUCAAGCAUUUAAUAGAAUAAUUAAGCAAGAAAAUAUUAUUGUCACUGAUGAUCAAGCAUUUGAUGGAGUUAUUAAACAGGAAUAUUUUGAUCAAACAGAACACAGCAAUGAUAGUCACUUAUUAAAAAUUGGAACUCAAACUGAAGAUAAUGUUAUAACUGAUAUAAAAGAGGAAAUAAUUGUGAUUGACAUUGCUGAAUUUAAAGGUUCAGUAAUUGUCAACCAAAGCAAAUCCUUAGAACACAUAAAUCAUAUGCAAUCGGAUUUGACAUCAAACAACGAUAAAAGGACACAUACUGGUGUGAAGAAGCAUACAUGUGAUAGCUGUGAUAAAGCUUUUUAUCGCAAAGAAAAUUUGAUAAGACAUUUAAGGACACAUAAUGGUAAAAAGCCAUAUAAUUGUGAAAUCUGUGAUAAAGCAUUUACUCAAAAAUCAAAUUUGACGUUUCAUUCAAGAAUACAUACCGGUGAAAUGCCAUAUAACUGUGAAAUCUGCGAUAAAGCAUUUUCUCGAAAAUCCUAUUUAACGAAACAUUCAAGGAUACAUACCGGUGUAAAGCCAUGCAAAUGUAAAAUCUGUUAUAAAGCUUUUGCUCGCAAUGAUAAUUUAAUAACACAUUUAAGGACACAUACGGGUGAAAAGCCAUUUCAAUGUGAAAUCUGUGAUAAAGAAUUUUCUCAAAAAUCCUAUUUAACGAAACAUUCAAGGACACAUACCGGUGUAAAGCCAUGCAAAUGUAAAAUCUGUGAUAAAGCUUUUGCUCGCAAUGAUAAUUUGAUGAAUCAUUUAAGGUCACAUACCGGUGAAACGCCAUAUAAAUGUGAAAUCUGUGAUAAAGCAUUUUCUCGAAAACCAUAUUUAACGAUUCAUUUAAGGACACAUGCCGGUGAAAAGCCAUGCAAAUGUGAAAUCUGUGAUAAAGCAUUUUCUCCCAUAGAAAAUUUGAUAAGACAUUUAAGGACACAUAAUGGUGAAAAGCCAUAUAAAUGUGAAAUCUGUGAUAAAGCAUUUUCUCGCAAAGAAAAUUUGAUAAGACAUUUAAGGACACAUAAUGGUGAAAAGCCAUAUAAAUGUGAAAUCUGUGAUAAAGCCUUUUCUCAAAAAUCAAGUUUGACAACUCAUUUAAGAAUACAUACCGGUGAGAUGCCACAUAACUGUAAAAUCUGUGAUAAAGCCUUUUCUCAAAAAUCAAGUUUGACGACUCAUUCAAUGACACAUACCGGUGUAAAGUCAUGCAAAUGUAAAAUCUGUGAUAAAGCUUUUGCUCGCAAUGAUCAUUUAAUAAUACAUUUAAGGACACAUACCGGUGAAACGCCAUAUAAAUGUAAAAUCUGUGAUACAGCCUUUUCUCACAAAAACAAUUUGAUAAAGCAUAUUAUAAUGACGCAUAACGAAAAAAAUCAGUAUCAAUGUGAAGUCUGUGAUAAAGAUUUUUCUCACAAACCAACUUUGAUAAAGCAUAUAAGGUCGCAUAACGGAAUAAAGCGGUAUCAAUGUGAAAUAUGUGAUAAGACUUUUAAAAGGAUAACUAAUUUAAAAAGCCAUAUUAUGACACUUCAUUUCUAA
This is a messenger RNA of Metopolophium dirhodum (rose-grain aphid), 1641 nucleotides long. Its product is annotated as zinc finger protein OZF-like. Bases 22 to 1641 code for a protein of 539 amino acids. Gene Ontology annotation, biological process: regulation of transcription by RNA polymerase II. The record is from RefSeq and is a predicted model, not a curated record. Lineage: Eukaryota; Metazoa; Arthropoda; Insecta; Hemiptera; Aphididae. The transcript has 3 exons. Gene Ontology annotation, molecular function: RNA polymerase II cis-regulatory region sequence-specific DNA binding; DNA-binding transcription factor activity, RNA polymerase II-specific.